Messenger RNA from Polyodon spathula (Mississippi paddlefish), 1129 nucleotides. RefSeq names its product adenomatous polyposis coli protein 2-like. Gene Ontology annotation, cellular component: cytoplasmic microtubule; beta-catenin destruction complex; catenin complex. Gene Ontology annotation, biological process: positive regulation of protein catabolic process; cell fate specification; regulation of cell differentiation. The transcript has 8 exons. The record is from RefSeq and is a predicted model, not a curated record. Gene Ontology annotation, molecular function: beta-catenin binding; gamma-catenin binding; microtubule binding. Bases 140 to 1129 code for a protein of 329 amino acids. NCBI's taxonomy places the organism in Eukaryota, Metazoa, Chordata, Actinopteri, Acipenseriformes, Polyodontidae.
AGAAGCUUCCUUUUUUUCCUGCACAUCAGGACGACCCAACCCUUUAGAGAGAGAGAGAGAGAGACGAACGCAAGGGGAACCGGAGUCCAGGCAGCAUCCACCCACAGAAGAAGGAGCGACCAGCCCCAUUCCGAGCUUCAUGGGCUUACUGUGGCUCCAAUCCUUGCUACAGUCGACUCUAUUUGGAAAUGAGGUGCUGGGUGGGCAGAGGAUGAUGAGCUCCGGGGCUUCAUACCAACAGCUCGCCCGGCAGGUGGAGGCGCUGAGGAAGGAGAACACUCACCUCCGGAGGGAGCUAGAGGACAACUCCAGCCACCUGUCCAAGCUGGAGAAUGAGACUUCCGACAUGAAGGAGAUUCUGAAGCAGCUGCAAUGCAAACUCGAGCAGGAGGCACGCACCCUGGCCUCCUCCGGGAAGACAGAUGUCCUGGACCAGCUCAGAGAGCUGCACAUGGACUUGACAAACUACUACGAACUGAAGUAUCAACCCCACAACCUGGUGGCCCCACAGCACUGCGGCGAGGGGGGCAGCAGACUCGCACCCCAGGGCUCUGCUUCGGACCCCCGAAUAGGAGAGGAGAGCCCCCUGCGCAGCACGGCCAGGCAGGGGCCCUUGCUGCAGGGAGAGGCAGGAGCGCAGCUCCCUGGGUCUCCAGACAGCUUAGAGAAGGGAGCAGCCUCCAUGGAGGGCCGGGUCACUGUGCUGCAGCUGGAGCAGCUUGAUAAGGAGAGGACCCUCUUGCUGGGUGAGAUUGAGAAGGAAGAGAAGGAGAGGCACUGGUACUACAUUCAGCUGCAGGGCCUGUCCAAGCGGCUGUCUGAGCUGCCUUGCAUUGACACGUUCUCCGUGCAGAUGGACCUGAUCCGACAGCAGCUGGAGUUUGAGGCUCAGCAGCUGCGCUCAGUCAUGGAGGAACGCUUCGGCACCGGGGAUGAAAUGGUGCAGCGCACACAGAUCCGGGUGGCCCGUCUGGAGCAGCUGGACAAGGAGCUGCAAGAGGCCCAGGACAAGGUCCAGCACUGGGACCCCCAGGUGAGCCCUGCCAGCCUGGUACCAGUGACACUGACACAGGGAGGGAUGAGCCCUGCCAGCCUGGUUUUCCCCCCCAGUAGCUGCAACAGCUCAUAA